Molecule: messenger RNA, 1732 nt
Organism: Solanum tuberosum (potato)
Lineage: Eukaryota; Viridiplantae; Streptophyta; Magnoliopsida; Solanales; Solanaceae
Exons: 2
Coding region: 17-1732 (571 amino acids)
Source: RefSeq, a predicted model, not a curated record
GCUGCCCGGAAUAAGGAUGAAUCUAGUACAUGCGCCUCUGAGAACUCGAAUGGUGACCAUACCACAUCCAUACCUACAAGUUUGGUGGAAAUUUAUGAACACAGAAGAUAAGAAGAUAGUCCAAAGACACAUAGGCCAUCUCCCGUCAUUAAUGGAAAUGGUGGCUUAUCCCGACUUGAUUGGGACAAUGGUUAAAUUUUGGGACAGCGACAACAUGGUAUUUCGGUUCGGGGAAGUGGAAAUGACGCCGACUAUUGAAGAAAUCCUUGCAAGUUACGAAAGUGUCAGUAUGUGCAACAAAAGAAGGUUCAAACCCGAUACAGAUCUCCUUUUCCCCAAAACAUGGGAUUUUGCCGAAAUUAGAGAAAAACUGUCACUCGUCAAAGCCGAUUGGAUGGACAGAAUGCCCGGGCCAAACAUUCCACUUCGAAAGUUUUAUUACCGAUUCGGACGUGCAAGAGCCUAUGAAAAGUUCAAAGAAGAGUUUGUCUCAGAAGAAAAAUGGAAAGAGACACGUCCUCUUGCCUUUGUAAUAUGCCUACUUGGGACGAUGGUGUUUCCCCAAGGACCAAACUAUACUAUUCAUCCAAAUGUAGUAAUGGUCACUCAUGCUAUCUUUUAUGGAGUGGGUUACGGAUCAGCAAUCAAGUACUACACUUUGGCGCCCAUGAUUUUGGCCGACAUUUAUAGGGCUUUGGACAAGUGUCAAAGCGGAGAACGUUUCUUUCAGGGAUGCAACCUGAUACUGCAAUGGUGGAUGAUGAGACACUUGAUCAAAGCUCACGAGCCAACAGAACCAGAUCCCUUAGAAAGACCGAACAGACUCGAAAGUCACGAUUGGUGGGUGCAACGUAAUCAUUUCAACAGGGUUGGAGGCCAAGAAUUUUGGUACCCGAGACUUCAGGGUCUGAGAGAUGAAAAUGUGCAGUGGUCGAUCCAAUGCUUGGUAGUAACAAAGCAAAUGGUGAUUCGAGCAGAAAAAACACCUUACUUGAUAUUUGCCGGGUUAAGAGGGACUAGACCAUAUGCUCCCGGUCGAGUACUUAGACAACUGGGAGGGAAACAGGAGAUUCCCCAAAUUUCAGACAUGAAGAAAUUUGUAACCGAUCAUGAAAAUGGACGAGUUUCUUUUGCUGAAGACAUACGUAGAGCAUGGAAGACCCGAAGGAUAUUGGGUGAACCGGUACCAAACAGGUUCCGUCCCGAAUGUUCUAAGGAUCACAAAGAAUGGUUAAAGAAGAGCCUCGCCGGAACUAUCGAGCUUGGUCCAAAUGUUCCCAAUGUUAUUGCAGAUGUCGGAGCCAAACAUCAAAUCCGACUUCAUCGACUUCAAGAGAGGUUUGAUAAGAAUGAGUUGGAUCACCAGCACCGACAUUCAGAAGAUGCCAAAAUCAUAGCUCAGUUGAAGAAAGAGCUACGAAGAGCCAAACAAUGCAUGUCAGAAUUGGAUGAAGAGCCAGACAAUGCAUGUCAGAAUUGGAUAAUAGCAUGGAGCAACAGAUUCAGUCGGUUGAAAGGUUCAGACAUCAAGAAGGGGCUCGGUUGGCUAGAGAUCACCUAUGGGCGAACAGAUAUGCUAUGUGGGAAGAGGUCAGCAUUGCCAAGAGGACCAGACUUGGUGAAGGAUCAGGAUGAGCUUAGAGUUUGUUAUCAUCCCCUGCGUGGGAUUACUUUAUUUGUACUUUGUUUUGUAAUUUAUUUUCCGAACUCUUUUCCCCAAUUUUAUGUUUAA